AUGGUAUCCAGCAAAGGACCCUUCUCUCAAAAGUGUCGACCUCUGGCAGCGUGUUGUGUUGUCAGCAGCACCUUACAGAUCAAUCAUAAAACUGUUCAGCGGCACCCGGCCGAACGUCAGAAGAUGCCCUUGAUCAAUGGAAUGAAGAUGGCCUGUGAGCCAUGUAUCCGAGGCCACCGAUCCACGAAAUGUAAUCACGCCAGCGAGAGAUUGAUGGUUCCUGUCAGGAAGCCGGGAAGACCUUUGAGCGCGUGCCCACAUCCUCGAGACCAACCAUGCGGCUGUGGUAGUGUGACGGCCGCGAUUCCUAGAAAGCAGACUUGUCAUUGCGGCAGUGAUGCAACUUCGCAGGACGGAAGAUCUACGCCUGCACGACUCACGGACUCGACCGGAGCAGAACUGUCAUCUCCAACCAGGUACACUUUCAAAGUUGGCAAACCAAAGUCCGCAUCUGGCCGGAAACAGUCUUUCGAUCUUGCCAAUUUGGAACGGAUGGAUGUGAACCAAGUCAAUAUUCAACAAUAUGAGCGACCCCAAGUACCGGUCCAUUUCCAAAAUGGCUAUACCAUGGCGGCUCCGGCUCCGCAGAUGUACGGGUACGUGCAGCAGUAUGCGCAAAUGCAACCUCAAUUCAUGCUUCCGCUACAACCUCCUACACAUUCGAUGCAACAUAAUGGAGCCAACGGCUUCGCCAAUGGAGGGGUUCCCAAUAGCUGUCUGGACCAGGUCGUGGAAAGUCCUCUAGCCACGCAAACAUCGUUCAGCAGUGGUGAUUCGGGCAAGUUUGUUGAUGGGAAUGUAACCGGAAAGGAACCCCCCUUCGAGAAUGGUAGCAUACCCAAGGCACAAAACGGGAAGUCGUGCUGUGCCCCAAAGCAGAACAGCCAUAGCCACACAUCAAGUUCCAGCUCGAACUCGGAAGUCUCGGAGCCACCAGCAGCAAGUUGUUGUUCCUCGGCGCUGUCAAAGACAGACUCCAUGACCUCUACCCAAUCCACCCCUCAUAUGGCGCCCCAUCAGAUGCCAUCACAAGGUGGGAUGCAUUUCAGCCCGGUUAUGUACCCGCAGUUCGCCCCUCAGCCAACUAUUUUUACAUACCCAGCUACCUAUGGGUCCUUCCAAAACCCACUUCAGCCAGCCUCCUGGCGACAAAGUAUUCGCACAAACAACUACUCGCAAUCCCCAAUCCCUGCUGGACAACAACCGCAUGAUAUACAGCUCGCCCCCGACAGCCUCGAUACCAUCCACUCGUGUUGCUGCGGCGAGAGCUGUCAAUGUGUAGGCUGUGCGGCUCACCCGUAUAAUGACGCUACUCAAAACUACGUUCGUUCAGCCUACAACACACAGCAAAUCGGCGCCAGUGAAUCUUACACAAAUAGACACGCACUAGACGGCAACGGAGCUGCCACAACUCAGCCCCAGUCCGCGGACACAGUACCCUCACCGACCGCCCACACGCCCUCCAGUACGACCUCAGGAAACUGCGAAGAGCAAAGCCUUUCAGCCGCCGACUUUUUCUUCGUCAACUACCCCUUCUCGGGAGACGGCUGUGGUGGAGACACGAAAAGCUGUCCGUGUGGCGAUGAUUGCGAAUGUCUGGGGUGCAGCAUACAUCGCGACCCUAUGCCAUGCGCAGGGGAUGAAGGUGGAUGCCCCUGUGGAGAUGACUGUCAGUGUAUAGGAUGUGAGAUACACAAGAAGGUCGGUUUUAGCGCGGCAUUGGACGGUAUAGCCGAGACCGUGGCGGAUGGUGCAGUUGAUGGCCCGGUAAAAGGUAGCUGCUGCGGAGGCUCGUCUGGCUGA
Drepanopeziza brunnea f. sp. 'multigermtubi' MB_m1 is the source of this 1803-nucleotide messenger RNA. RefSeq lists its product as uncharacterized. The record is from RefSeq and is a predicted model, not a curated record. NCBI's taxonomy places the organism in Eukaryota, Fungi, Ascomycota, Leotiomycetes, Helotiales, Drepanopezizaceae. Gene Ontology annotation, molecular function: RNA polymerase II cis-regulatory region sequence-specific DNA binding; copper ion binding; DNA-binding transcription factor activity, RNA polymerase II-specific. Gene Ontology annotation, cellular component: nucleus. Gene Ontology annotation, biological process: intracellular iron ion homeostasis; positive regulation of transcription by RNA polymerase II; intracellular copper ion homeostasis.